UCUCUUCAUCACCCUCGGUCCAUCCACUUCACUUCACUCUACUUCAUUUGGAGCUUGAAGCUUCCAAUUCAUCCCACGCUCUUCUCGCCUUAAAGCUUGACACGCUCAUUACUCUCUUUGCUCAACACACAAAACCUCUCGCAGCAACGUAUCGCCCUCUCAACCCUCCACGCCUCUCGUCAUGCUCGCAUUCUCCCCACGAUCCCUCGCCUUCGGCCUCGCGGCUGCUCUGGUUGCCGUUAGCUCUGCUGCGACUGCGCAGACAACGACCUCGUCCGCCGUCUCGGGCAUUCCGACGGGCAUCUCAUCAAACUGCUCUUCCUUCCUCACCAAGCUCAACGCAGACAGCAGCAUCAAAGCAUGCACUGCCCCUCUUCUCUCCGCCACAACCUACUACACCAACGCCACCAAGUCUUCUUCAGCAAAGAAUGCAGCUUCGGGCGCUCUGCAAGAGUCUCUCUCAAGGCUCUGCGGCGCGAACACGGGAUGCGAUUCGGGAUUGAUCAGGCAGUACUUGAGCGAAUUCUGGUCAAGCUGCACGCCAGAGAUCAAGAGCCAGACGGACGGAGUACUGGACGUGUAUGAUGUGCUUUACCUCCUGAACCCUUUCAGGGAGGCCAUCUGCUCCAAGGACGAUGAUGGCAAUUUCUGUCUUACCACGGUUGCGUCUACCGCGGAUGGCAGUAAGACGAAGCGCAGCGCCGAUGAGCUGCAAGAGGACUUCAACGAGGAGGAAGCAGAGUUCUUCUCGCAACUCCAGGAGCGCUUGCAUCGCCGUCAAUCGGACGCAAGCGACACUGCUGGCUCGACGGUCAGCAACUCCUCGCUGCCAAACAUCGCCUUCCUUUUCGUCCAGCCGAACAGCGACAAGUCUGCCCUCUGCUCCGCAUGCACGCAGAACAUUCUCGCCUCGUACAUCAAGUUCGAGACGUCUAUCCCCUACGCGAUUGGGUUGAGCAAUUCAAAGGCGCUCGCCGGGCAGAGCGCGUUGUACAAGGCCGGGAAGGAAAAGUGUGGUGGCAAGUGGGCACCAAAGAUCAAUUCCAUCGCUGGCACGACGGAUUUCGCCAAGGUGGCGGCUGCACCGCAGGGCGUCAGGGCGAGUGCUGCCGUGAUGGCGCUGGUGGCGGGUGUAGCAGCAUUGGUCAUGGCUGCGUGAGCGGACGACUUAGCACGGGAAGUAUGGCCAUUUGCUUGUCACGCUUCCCAAGAUGGACUCUCGCAGCGCAUCGUCACCACCACCACCAACACCACUACUACGGAUCAAUUUCCCAUCACGGCCCGUUCAAGGAUCCCGGCCGAGGCCAUCCCCUUCACCUCUCUAUUCCACCAACGCUUCCUUCCUCGCUCACGCAAGCCUCGUUUCGUUCUUCACCCGCGGCGCAGCAAGUCGUCCGUCUAUUACCCACUUCGGGCUCUUUUCAUUGCUCUCUUUUUUGAUUUCCACGCCUCGCCCCUGUAACAGACCGUCGCCUCGUUUGCGUUUCCUCGCUACGCUACCCCUCUCCCUUCACUUCAGUGGAAGGCAAUCUCGUCUCGCUGGUCG
Molecule: messenger RNA, 1546 nt
Organism: Jaminaea rosea
Lineage: Eukaryota; Fungi; Basidiomycota; Exobasidiomycetes; Microstromatales
Exons: 1
Coding region: 182-1159 (325 amino acids)
Source: RefSeq, a predicted model, not a curated record